Molecule: messenger RNA, 6630 nt
Organism: Megalobrama amblycephala (Wuchang bream)
Lineage: Eukaryota; Metazoa; Chordata; Actinopteri; Cypriniformes; Xenocyprididae
Gene: mbd6
Product: methyl-CpG binding domain protein 6
Exons: 13
Coding region: 798-5057 (1419 amino acids)
Cellular component (GO): nucleus; chromocenter
Molecular function (GO): chromatin binding; DNA binding
Source: RefSeq, a predicted model, not a curated record
GAUUUAUUUUACAAUAUGCUAACUCAAAUCUACAGAAGUGUAUCCAUACUUGUACUAGGGCGCGUUUUCCUCUUCACGAGUGGCUCUCUCGCUCCUCCUAGUGGCUUUGAAAUUGUACGGAAUUCCCAACCCUGACAUCAGCUACUGCGCAUGCGUGGACGAAAACUCCAUGAUUUUUUUUUUGGCACGGGAUCCUAAGGAAAAAUAGGAACUUGGAAACGAAGAUAAACUAAAAGCACCAUCACACAGGCAUAAUCAGCCCCUCGCUCGCAUAUGCACACAGUAAAGACGCUUAGGAGUGCGCUGAACCUUUGAAUGAAGCGAUCGCACGCUCCGCGGCCGAGCAGGAUUCACGCGAAAUUGGACGACAAUGCACGGGGCGCAAUAAAACCAAGCGUUAUUGCUCUUUGUUUUUAAGCAGGACGGCUCGGAUGGAUGAAGACGCGGGGAAGUGGCUAAAAAUCACACGGCGUUAAUAACAGCUCCCGCAACGGCGACAUUUGCAACUCAAGUCCAUCGAGACGCUUGUUCUGUCUUUCGCCUGUGUUGUGCAGCGCGCCGAAGAAGCAGGAAACUUCGUAAACAGAGAGGUUGUCAGCUUGUGGAGAGUUCCAUAGAAGCAUCCCAGUCCAUUUGAGAGGACCGCAGAGGAUUGUGUGUCAAGAUGGAUUUGUUGUACUGUUGCGUUGUGCUUCGUUAAUGCUACGUAUAUAUGUCCUCCAAAGGGUGUAUUUCACGAAUGGUGCUGACCAAGGCUGUAUAAAAAUGAAAAGGAGCUGGAUGUGUGUGAGCAGAAAAUGACGGGGGGCAGUGAGAGUGCAGCAGGAGAAAAAGAUGGAGGUACGGCGCUCAUCGCUCAGAUCCCGGUUGGCUGGCAAAGGAAAGUGGAAGAUGGGGUUGUGUCUUACAUCAGCCCGAGUGGUACAAUCCUUCGAUCUGUGGAUGAGGUGAGGGUGUAUCUGCGGACAGACGGCACAUGUAAGUGUGGUCUCGAGUGCCCGCUUGUCCCAAAUAAGGUCUUUAAUUUUGACCCUGCUGCGAUGGUCCAAGCUCCUGGUCAUCAUUCGAGUAAAAUAGAGGAAGACAUGACCAAACUCUGUAACCAUCGCAGGAAAGUUGAUGCCAUGGCGGCAUUAUGCCAAAGCAUGCAGCCCUCCCAACUCUCCCCGCCGGCUCAAGCCACAGGUGUUGUAUGCUCAGUGGACGGCAGAGAGCUGAGAGGAUCGAUGGUGGCUCAUGGAGACGGCGCCCACUGCACUUACCCUCAGCCUAGACACAACCAGCCCAAAUCCAAUAUUGGCUUUCCUCUGUCCUAUUCUCGCUCUGUUCUGCAAAACGGUUCUGUUAACCUCACCCCUAUUUCACGACCUCCAGAACAGGGUUCACCUUUAAAGAAGCCCCCAACGCCAGUGGGCUGUGUGCCUGCUUAUGCGAAACAGCAGUGGAGCCCUCAUCCACCGCUCUCCCAAAACAUCCCCCAAAGGACAGUGCAUAACCCUGCUUCUCCAAGCAAUGCAAAACCAAGUGUACACACACAUGUGCAUCCCCCAGACCCUUCCAACUCCUUUUCCUUAUCCCCCUCUUCAUCCGUAGCUCUGAGUGGUCGAGCAGCUCCGCCACAUUCACAGGGAGUGAGUGUUAAGUCUCCCCCUCCUCUGUCACCCUCACGUACCCUAGACACUUUCUCACCCCACCAACGCUCUCGCCACUCCUCGACAUCCUCGCUCUCAGAGCACGGGGCCCCAGGGUCUGUCUUCAUCCAGGGGGUCAAACCGUUGCAGGCCACCAUGCCGUGCUCUUCUCCCAAGCUUCCUCUUGCGCCUUCCAGCCCGUGUAGUCGCUUGGAGGGCAUUCUGCAGCACUAUAAAGACUGUAGUACCUCCAACAUCAGCUCCAAUGCUAACCAAAGCAACCAUCAGGUGUCACAAGCCUUGUCGCUGGCACAUCCCAACAUAGGUGACAAGAGGAACGGAUUGAGUUCUUCUCAAGCCCCAGAACUGCUCGGCCUUCCACUAGGACAGAUUCUCAACCAACAGAAGAUCCAGCAAAAGAGCCACAUAAAUAACUCUUUCCCUGCCAGCAGCCUCCUUUCUGCCGCCGCUAAAGCCCAGCUGGCCAACCAGAAAGCCCCAGGCCAGCUCAGUGCAGCCGAUGCGCUGGCCGCACUCCCUCUUAGUGGCCUGGACAAGGAGCAGCAGUCAAAGGUAUUGAUUAGCACUUUAAACAGUAGCGUCCACCCCACUUCCGCCAGAGCCCAGUCCCUCACUGCCCUGUUGCUUCCGCACUCCCCUUCCCUUUCCCCGGCUUCCCCUGCUGUUGCUGAGAAAAACUUGCGCCGCAAACGGCAGAGGCAUUCGCCCACCGUUUUGAGCAUGCUGAAAGACUCGCAGUUGGGUCGGACUGCAGGAGAUCUAUCCGGGCCUCCGCUGCUCAUCUCCCCAUGCCUUUCGCCACCUUCUCCUCCUGUACCUCACUCAGACAACCACCGGCUGUCUGCCGCUCCUCUGAAUGCCUCCUUCUCGAACAAUGCUCUUAGGUUGCAGGAUUCGGAGGAAGGCAGGAAGCCUGGACUUGCUAAUUCUCUCCCGCUUUCCUCCCCAUCUCCUUCCCAGCCCCUUUCCGCCUUGCUUCAGCUUCUUAGCAUGCAGAGCGCAACCCAGCAGUCCAGCGUCGCCACUGCCAUGCCUAGCAACAGGCACACGAACACGCUGCCCUCUUCACCCAGACCCAUCACUCCACAGACACCCCACUGCGAAGGACAGUCCACAUUACGUGUACACAACCCCACCCCACAACUUCAAGCCCAAAGCACAGUGCCCAUGCCCGAAACUCCUGCCCAGCAGCCCCAAUCCCAACCCUUUACUUUGAUGGGUGACGAAACAACCAUGAACCUCAAAACAACCUCCAGCAACACCAUCCUGAACUUGAGCCAGCCCCAUACGGGCACGACGCCGGACCUCAGCAGUUCAAUUCUGAGCAUGAUGAACCAGAUGUCCUCAACCUCCUGCUUGCCCCCGUUCCCGGAGAAAAGUUGUGGGUCCAAAACGACAGAGACUUGUCCUGACCACAAUACCUACCAAAUUAACCAGUCAAAUCACAAUCAAGCUGUGGAAAGUAAAGGUCCUGUAGAGACGAUGGAUCAGGCUGACUCGGACCCAAGAUUGCUGGGUGGCUGUGAGCCCGACCACAGCCUCUCUCUAUCCGCUGCCCCGUCUUCCGAUCUUUCUAACCCCGCUGUUUCCCUACCGCUAGCAGAGGCUUUUCCCUUCAUGACCCAAGAACAGCUCCUCCAGCUUCUCUCCUCCAAUGCCGGUCUGCCCUCCCUGCUGCCACCCUUCCUUGGCUCCCUGCCUUUAGGGGUCUGGACGGGCGGCACCCAAGCCCAGCAACCACAGCCAACCGGCACCAUCCUGAACCAGGGCUCUCCUCUCAACAUCCUAAACCAGGGCGAGCUUCCUCUCAACCUGGUGAGCCUGUUAAAUCCACCAGGCUCGGCUUCAGCCCUGCCCCCUGUUGCAGGGGUGGAAGGCGGUGAAAAGCCCCCUGGGCUUCAAGCCCUACUCAUGGCUUCUUUGCUGCUCGGGCAGAAUCCAGCUGCCAUGUUGCCCUUGCCAGCACUCAACCUGGAGCUUCCUACGCCACAGCAGCAGGUCUUUGCUGACGGAGUAUCUCUGGAGAAAACCCCUGCUCUGCUGGACUCUGUCCUGAUGGGGCCGGGGCUCCUGGAGGCUCUUCAAUCUCUAGCGCCCAGCGCAGACGGCCAGUCGCUUCUUCUUUCCGCGCCGCUAACUCCACCCCCUCCCGCCUUCCUGUCCCUCAACCCCGCUCUGCUGGCCGCAGCUCUCGCCCAGACCGAACCCCUUCCCAACCACACGCCAUCCCCCCCGCCUCAUUCUCAGGGGACUCUGUCCAGCCCUGCUCUAGUUUCUACCUCGGUGUCCUGCGGUCCUGUGGUCUCCACCUCGGGGCCGGAAGUGUGUGACCCCCUGGCCGAGCAGGACAAGAACAACGGCCAGACACCUCACUUCCUGCCGCAUCUACUCACCCCUGGGGUUCUUGGUGACCUCACAGCUCUGGGUAACAUCAACAGUCUUCAUAGUUUACUAGGAGCCGGACAUCUGCUGCUGCCGCAGGGCCCGUCUCUGGGCGUCCCGCUGCCACAGAACCAAACGGCUCUCAACCCGCUCACCUGUCUGCAGCUGACGAUGACGCCCGCGCUCAUGGGAGAGAAGCCAGUGAGUCUGCAUCAGACCCCUCCGUCACAAGAAGAGCUUCCGCCGGCUCAGAUAUCCCAGGAUUCCUUGCUCAACCCGGUCCAGACCCCUGCGCAGCAGAGAGAGGGCUCCGGCACGGGGCUGUUUGACCCGUACGGUUCCUUCAUGGACACCAUCUACACGUCCUUCCUGCAGGUGAGCGAGCGCGGUGCCGAGGGCGGCUCUGACUCCACGCCGCUGUCGUACCCCGAGCUGCCGCCCCUCCUUCAGCAAGCCAGCGCCCCGCCGUCCCUCAGCCCGCGCCGGGCGUGUUCGGUCCACAACCCGGACCUGUCCCGCCUCGGCAUGGAGAUGGCCCAGUCUCCGGCCCGCGGCACACCCAAACUCAGCGAGGACCCCUCGACGCCGCCGCCCUGCAGGCCGGCCGGAGCAGACGCUCUGUCAGACGCCCCGCUGCAUCCCGCCUUCAUGGAGGAAGCGAAGACCGAUGGGUCAGCCAAAGUGUGCCUCUAUAGCAACGGGAUCGGUUCGGGAACGGAUGGAAGAGGAGACAAUGACGAGGAGGAUGAGGCAGAUGAGGAGGAGGAUGGACGAAGGCCGCAGGGAUAUUUGAGUCCGGGUGAGAGGGCGGUCGAUGACAUCAGCAGCAGAGACACAGAGCAAGUGAGGACUGAAGACAUGCACACAGGAGCCAGAAGGGGGCGCAAGAGGAAACAGUCACUGCAGAGGGGUCCAGACCUGCCAGGCGGCAUAGACAGCAUCAUAGAGCAGCCCACUGCGACGAUACCGCUGUCGAGGCCGGCCCGCUCCACCAGAGGGAAGAGACGCCGCGUGGUCCGAUAGGUCCGACUAAACUUUACCACCAACACCAGCACUGUUGCCAUGGCAACACCAUCACAGCGUUCGACUGAGCCGCACUGUGAAGAGUCUCCCGUGAUCUCGCUCCUCCGUCACGUGUGUUUGUGUUUGUUCGACUUCUGUUACCGUUCAAACCAGAGCAACUUCACCGCUGUUACAUCUAACAUGAGAGGGUUUUACUAAUGAGAGCUAUUGUUAAAUUGUCGCAUGAAUGCAUCAGUUUAGGAAUAGUUAUUGUUCGUUUACCAGUUCUUUUAAUGAUUUUCUUUUAUUUGCUUCUUUUUGAUGACUGUGAUUGACAGCUCUGUCUGAACAUUCACUCCCAUCAGUCUUCAGAUGCACACAUGCGUGUCCAUGUUGUUGUUGUUGUCGUCAUCAUCAACAAAUUAGUGUCAUUUGAUAGCUUGUGUUCCAGAGCCAAAAUCCCUUCGUCUCUGGGAAUCUUUCCAGUCGACUGAUCAUUGCAUCACAAAUCUCAUCUUACCAUUUAACCCAUCAUGCACCUCAUGAACCGCUUUACAGCACCAGACGCAUUCAGCAGGAGUUUUGUCACACUGCAAAAAAAUUGUUUUCUUAUUUGGGAAUUUUAUCUUGUUUUCCGAUACAAAUAUCUAAACAUACUUAAAUCAAGAUACAUAUACUGAAGAAGCAAAAUAUACUAUAGAAACAAAAUAUUUAAGGUAGAAAAAAUAAUCAAAGUGAAGUGUUUACUAUAUGCAAAUAAACAUGACAUGAAAUAAUCAUGCUUAAAGCAAGAAAAAAAUAUUUGCCAAUAAAUGUAAACAUAAUUCAAAAGGAAAUCCCCAUUGGCAGAUUUUUCUUUUCUUCUGCAAAAACUUGCUUGAUUUUGAUAUUUUUUUUUAAUAUCUUCAGUCAUUUUGCUUCUCCAGUAAAUGCAUCUUGAUUUACAAAUGUUUAUAUAUUUGUGCUGGAAAACGAGACCGAAACACUGAGGAAGAACAUGUUUUUUUGUAGUGUUUUAUGCCGUCCUGCAGAGACACUGAAACUGAGACAUGUGGUUUGAGACGCCCAACGACACCCAGUUUCUCUCAUAACUCUGUUCUGUCUUUGCAGGGCAGUAUAUAUAUAUAUAUAUAUAUAUAUAUAUAUAUAUUUUGUAUGUGUAUACGUGUGUGUGUGUGUGUGUGUGUGUGUUACAGGAGGGAGUGAGUCUAGUGUAUUUGUAGGUUUGUAGGGGCUUUAGUCGUGGAUGGUGUCGCACAGGACUGUGUUACCCAGAGCUCAUCAACACAGGCACAAGAUUAUUACUGAAUAUUUAAAAUAAUGAUUUAAUAAUGUGGCUGAUUAUGCAAUUUUACUAUUGAAUUUAUGUAUAUAUGUACAGUUUUAGUAUUUUAUUUUGUACACCUUUUUUUAGGAAAAAAAUGAUCAAUUUGUAAAAUAUUUCUCCUGCAGAGAAACCUUUCCUUUCUCAUAUUCAUGUUUGAUUUGUAAAGAAAAUACUUUGAGAAUUGUGAACAAGUAGCAUUUCCUUUUUUAUUGGGAGUUGAUUUUUUUUUUUUUUUUUUAUUUAACAAAUUAAAAGGUUUUAAAUCAA